AUGCAGCGCCUGAGAAACUUCAACUCCCUCAGUAAAGAAAAUGUGUAUGAGAACAACAAAUUGGCAUUUCGAGUGGCAGAGGAGGAGCUGGGGAUCCCGGCCUUGCUGGAUGCAGAGGAUAUGGUUGCUCUCAGGGUACCAGACAGGCUGAGCAUCCUCACCUAUGUUUCCCAGUAUUAUAACUACUUCCAUGGACGGUCUCCUAUUGGAGGCAUGGCUGGAGUCAAGCGUCCUUCCUCCGAACCUCAGGAGCAGCCUCUUGGGAAGAAAGUUGUUUCAGAGCCUCCUAAGCCAGUGCCUCCAAAACUACCUCCUGCCCACCCACCAGCCAGAGCUAAGCCUAAAGAAACCUCCCUGGUAAGAAAUGAGAGAGGGGUCCUGGCAGAGAGCGGGAAUAUCCCUAGCAGCAGCUGCGGGAUCUGCGGGAACCAUGUGCACCUGGUGCAGCGCUACUUGGUGGACGGGAAGCUCUAUCACAGGAACUGCUUCAGGUGCAGGCAGUGUUGGAACGUGCUUCUUCCUGGAAGCUACAAAGCUGGGCCUGAGCCCGGUACGUUCAUCUGUACCAGCCACCAGCAGGCAGACAAUGUCCAGAUCUCUGGUCUCCACAGCACCGGGAACAAACCUGAGAGCACCCCAGCCCCUACUGCUGCCAGGGUGUUCCAGAAAGCAGCAGAACCCAAGAAACUGGAGCAGGUGUUGAAGAAACCCAGCCAGGAGGGCCUUACUAAUUCAACCAAGCCAUCUGUUUCGUCUUUUGGAAACUCUGCCUUUAAAAGUGUAAAUACUCCAUGGUCCUCUUCAGCUGUAAAUAAAUCAGAUGACUGCAAAGGUACCUCAUUGGGAAAAAAAACAGAUCACCAUGAAGGUGCCCCAUCAAGGCCAAUUUGGACAACCUCCACAACAAAAACACAGCAAGCCCGAGAAAACUUUUUUCAGUCAUUAGAGUCCUCCAGCAAUAAAACCUCUGAUGCUAAAAAGCAAGUCCCUUCUUCUCAUGGCCCUGGUAAAACUGCCUCAGCCAGAACCACUACUGAGGUCAGUCCAGUGAAUGCUGAGAAGGAUCAGGCACGUAACCAUAUUAUUCAGGCUCUGGCUGGAUCAAACAUCUCUCCAAACAGGCCAGGAGGACUCAGUUCCACUGGCUCCNUUUCUCCCACCAGUUCUCGGUGGCAGAGUCCAGCUUCAAAAGCGCAGUCCAGCAAAACAGCGUACACAGCACAAAAACAGGAAAAGAUUACAGACCCUGUGCCCAAGAACCAGGCUGCCAGCAAACCUGUUGACUCUAUGCGCAAGCCAGAGUCGAAGGACAUCAAAGGAAGCACGAAUGUUGGUGAAGAUAAGUCUGAGAGCCCAGCAGAGUGGAGAUCUCUGUUGAAGCCUGUAGCCAACAAAGACCAAGGUGGCUCUAAGAAACCUACUGAUAACUCCCAGGUGGGAACAGGGAGCCCAGCACACAAGGAGACAAAGCCAAGUCCAUUAGUUGUCCCAUCAGCAAAGCAGGACUCUGCUUCGUCUGGUGGAUUCACGAAGAAGAAGUUGAUCCCCAGCUCGGAUCUUAUCAGGAGCUUCCAGAAUUCAAAGCAAAGCUGGGAAGACCCUGGGGGCUCUGCUGAGAAGGAGGAAGAGGGCAAACAGUUGAAGAAAAACACUAUCACAUUUAAACCCUUGAUUCCAAAAAGCAUCCAGAGCACUGAAGCAGUGUCCCCAACCAAGCUGCACCCAGACUACCUCCCGGAGGAGGAAAUCCAGAAGAAGGUGCGAGACAUCGAGAAGCAGCUGGAUGAGCUGGAAUUGAAAGGAGUGGAUCUGGAGAAGCAGCUGCGUGGCUGUGAGGGAGACGAGUCAGAGGAUGCCCUCAUGGUGGAUUGGUUCAAACUGAUCCAUGAGAAACAACUGCUGCUCAGACAGGAAUCGGAGCUGAUGUACAAGAUGAAACAGCAGGAGCUGGAGGAGCAGCAGUGGAACAUAGAGACAGAGCUGCGACACCUCCUGAGCAAGCCAGAGGAAUUGAAGACACCAAGGGAGAAGGAGCGAGAGAAGGAGCUGCUGGAGUCGUACGUGAACACAGUCAAUGAUCGGAACAGUAUUGUGGAGUGCCUGGAUGAGGACAGACUCAGAGAACUAGAGGAGGACAAGGUGUUGGCAGACAUGAUCCAGAGGUUGGAUGGAUCUCUUGAGCCAGAGGAGCCAGAGAAGAAGAACAAGUUCCGCUUGCCCAGAAUAUGGAAGCAGAAAAGUAAGA
Messenger RNA from Tauraco erythrolophus (red-crested turaco), 2245 nucleotides. The record is from RefSeq and is a predicted model, not a curated record. Lineage: Eukaryota; Metazoa; Chordata; Aves; Musophagiformes; Musophagidae.